Kwoniella shivajii is the source of this 1440-nucleotide messenger RNA. RefSeq lists its product as uncharacterized. The transcript is spliced from 5 exons. The coding region runs from base 1 to 1440 and encodes 479 amino acids. The record is from RefSeq and is a predicted model, not a curated record. Lineage: Eukaryota; Fungi; Basidiomycota; Tremellomycetes; Tremellales; Cryptococcaceae.
AUGUCAUCAUCUUCCUCUUCUUCCGACGAUGAAGAAGAAGAGAUGUCAUCAUCAGAUCAAAAAGAAGAGUUGCCAUCCACAAGCUCGUCUUCAAGUGAUGGAUCGAAAGAUACUUUGUUCAACCCAUUCGAAGAAGAAGACUGGACACCUCGUAGAACUAUAAGAAGGAAAGAGCAGACAUUGCAAGCCACGAUAUGCGCCUUAUUGAUCUUAUCAAGAUGGCAAGGAGAGCGUAUAAUGGAUAUAGAAUUGAUUAGGGCAGAGAAGAGGCAAUUAGAAAUAUCUGAUCGAGAAAGAAGCUUAGUAGAAAAUGGUGCAUAUACAUCCUACAGGUGUAUGAACGUGAACAAAAAAGGGAAAGGAAAAAUAAACGGAAAAUCAAAAGUGCAACCCACACAUCUGAAAUUCGUCGACAUCAAGGAGAACCCUUGGUCCAAGUUGAUCGAAUUCUUAGGACUGUUGAAAGCAGAUGGAAAAGCCGAUAAGGAUCCUCAGGAAAUAAGGUCUUGUUUAGGUAUACUGAAUUAUCUCAUACAAGAAAAGCUCUUACCUCUCAUCCGAAACAGAGAUUACAUCCACACUGUCUCCGGGAAAGAAGCUAGAACGGCCAGAUCGUCUAAAGACUUCGCGUUGUCUUUACCUGACGGUAUCCGUCCCAUCUAUGUAAAUUCUCAUCAAGCGACUCUCAUCAAUCAAAUUCCCUCUUUUUUACUCUUACGUUUAGUUCAAUAUGCCUUGUCACACGAUCGGAUAAAACCAACUGCACUUGAUCUAUCCUAUCUACCAUAUAUCUACGUCAAUCCGUUCUUGGAGGAACUGAACUUUCCUUCCUUGUUUGAUUUGGUAGGGUCUAGCGUAGAUAAAGUAACUCAUUUGGACUUAUCAUACAAUCAAAUGGGCAACAACGAUCUCACGGAUGAGAGUACAUUUCCCAAAUUCAAUCCAUUUCCAUUCCUGAAUAUCGAAGUAUUAGUUCUUCUUCACGUCGAUCAUUUAACCUCUCUACCCAUGAAGAUGAUUAGACUUCCUCGUCUUCGUCGGGCAAGAUAUUUUGGCACUUCACUUACACCAGAUGCCGGUAAAUAUCUGUAUGGUUUUGAUAGCCCGCAGAGGCUCAGUCCGCCUGUCCGGUUUUCAUACCGUACGCGCAAAGGCAGGAGAAACGUCAGUUUGAUUCAUAAUUGUAUAUUAGCUUUACACAAGUUUCGUGAUUCGUUCUUUUUUCAAUCGGAUCAAGAAAGAUCAUCUUGGUCCAAAGAUUUGAUUCAGUCAUUACCUGAUCAUCUGUCAAAGCUAUUUGAGUAUUCAUACACUUGUGACAGAUGUCAAGAAUUCAACAUAGAAGAUGAAUGGCAAAAUAGAGAAAAUGCUAGACUCCGAGUAACUGUUGUAUACCCUGUAAGAAGUGCUGUUUGUGUUGAAGGUGGUAAUGCAAUAUGA